This is a messenger RNA of Paramacrobiotus metropolitanus, 1457 nucleotides long. RefSeq names its product transcription initiation factor TFIID subunit 7-like. The transcript has 3 exons. Gene Ontology annotation, cellular component: transcription factor TFIID complex. Gene Ontology annotation, biological process: RNA polymerase II preinitiation complex assembly; transcription initiation at RNA polymerase II promoter. The record is from RefSeq and is a predicted model, not a curated record. Bases 425 to 1231 code for a protein of 268 amino acids. Lineage: Eukaryota; Metazoa; Tardigrada; Eutardigrada; Parachela; Macrobiotidae. Gene Ontology annotation, molecular function: RNA polymerase II general transcription initiation factor activity.
AAUCGAAGAUCUUCUGAGUUCUGAUUCUUCUCGAAAAGUACUUAUGCUAUGGCGUACGACCGGAUUCUGAAGAUUAGUUGACUUUCAGCUUAGAAGCUGUCAGACGAUUUAGAACUUACACUAUAAUGAUUGUAAAUUCAGUAAUUAUUCGUACAACAAUCAACGCAUCUGAUUGUGAGUCGAUCUGACAUCAGUUGAGUGUUAACUGUUAUGAUCGUGAAAUUAGGAUGUUCUAAUCUACCCUUAUUACACCUUAAGGGAAUGAGGAGUCGGAUCUGACAUGUUCCCCCACAGAUAUCAGUGGGCGUGCUUGUUUUUAUUUGCGGGACAGUUGCAGUACUUCGUUUAUAUCGGCUGUUUUUGCACGUAGCUUGUAAGUUUUGAUCUUCCGGAGACAAGUGGAUUUAGCUGAGCUACCAGGACAAUGAGUGGGUCUAAAAAUUCAGCAGUGCCUGCUGGAAACCAGCCAGCACUGGUGCGUCCUCCGAAACCUUUCGAGCCUGAAGGACAGUUUAUUUUGCGACUGCCUAAACCAGCUGCCGAACUGAUAAGAAUUGCGCUUUCGUCUCCUAAGGAUAUGUUGAAGGAACGCUUGAAGAUAGAUAUGCAGCCAGAUAUGCGGCACGCAAAAGUGUACGUGGACAGCAUGGAAUUUUAUUCUAAACUGGUCGAUUUGCCUUGUAUUAUCGAGUCGCACAAAACGAUUGACAGGAAAACUUUCUACAAAGCAGGUGAUAUCUGCCAGAUGUUGUUAGUUUCGGAUGACGUAAACCCUCCGCCAGAACCAGACGAGCCGAAAGUGCAGCCGCGUCCGGAUGAAAUAAACAAGGAUAAACGUUAUCAAUUUCCGCAUGGAUUGACACCGCCACUGAAAAAUGUGCGUAAAAGUCGAUUUCGCAAGACUCUUAAAAGAAAAGACGCGGAACUGCAGGAGAUUGAGAAUGAGCUGAAGAGACUUUUGCGGGCCGACAGUGAGGCGAUACGAGUAAAGCGUGAAAUAAUUACGGAAGAUGAUAUCAGAGAAGGUGACAAGAGUUUCGACACCGGCGAUGCUGACACGGCAUCGGAAUCCGGGCUCUCCAAGCACAGAAAUUUGACAGCACAUGAUUUAUUUGGUGAUAUCAAGGACCUGGGCACUUCGUCGGAAGAUGAAGACGACCGUAAUGAUACGGCACCGCCUAGUGUGGAUAUGAGCGAUGAAAACAACUUGGCGCUAGACUUCAUAGACUAAUUAAUGUUAGUUGUAUACAUUAUCGCUAAUGCUGGUGACUUGUGUAGAUGCACGAGAUGGUUCGAAAAAGUGUGCGCUGUUUGUAUGUCUGAUUUUUGGCAAUUAUGCCUUAACAAGGUUAUUAUGAAUUACCAGUCUGUACAGAAAUGAGUGUACCAGAAAAAUGAGGUUGUAUGUCCUUUCCUUGUGUUGAUAAUUCAUCUACACCUUAAAAUUUAAUUAUGGA